CGUUGCUGCCAAGGGACUUUGACUCUUCAUCUCACUCUUCCCCAGACCUUAUCAGUCACUUCAACGACUUGCCUUCACCAUUCACCUUCACGUUCCUUUUUCAUCCUCUUUUCUCAUAUUUCUGUAUUCGAUCACCAAUCCUCAUUCCCUGGACCCGGUAAACUGUAUUCCUACUUCACGGGUGCUACCAUUGCUGCUUUCUGGAUAUACUUGACGUUCCACUCCUUGGGUCUGAUUGCUGUGGAUCUUCAGGCUUUCCACCUUCCUACACACUUGUCCUAGUCAUAUUCCUUCUCUGCACUGCCCCAUCGUCCUGGUUCAUUUGGCGCAUCCAACACCACUUUUCAGCCUCUUUUGGAUAUAAGCAUAUGGUUGCAUCACAGUGUCCCACUCCCUAAGCCGGGAAGACCACAUAUCAACUUGGACUGAACGACGCUAACCAUCAUCAAUACUUCACAUUCAUGCAUCCGUCGCUUCACAAUGGUUUUGGUCGAUACUCGGGGGACGAUAGAUUCAAGUUCCGCCCAGGAUCAACAUCUCCAGGAUGGAGACGUGUCCCCAGAUCAAGAGCCUCCAACCACGGUCGAUGACCCUACUUCUUCCCAUUCUGUUUCCCGUUUGGACACGAAUACCAUCUGGGAUGAUGGCGUCAUUGGCAUCAGCAUCAGUCGACAGCAGACUCAUAUGAGGUCGCCAGAAACCCCGAUCGCUGAAAAAGCCCGGGCUCUAAAUCUAGCCCCGGAGUAUCUACAGUCCAUUGACUCGGUCGUUGAAGUAGACGGUGACGAUGGACACGACGAGUCUGAUCCAGUCUUGCAAAUUCUGCAGUCUCCAUCAGAGGAACCAGGCGUCCUCCCAGACGCACACCAUGUGCCUCUGUCUCAGAAAACCAAUUCAGACUUGCCACUCGAUGCAUCAGUUGAACGAAUGGACCCUGAGAGAGAAGCUGGAACUGUUGAUGACACCGGGGUCUCAUCCUCAUCGCAACCUCAACCUCCGACACCCUGGCGGUCUGAUGCUGUUGUUGAGGGGCAAUCGUCGGCUCAGUACCUUCCCACAAACAUUCGUCAAUCAUUGACGCGCUCGUUCCUGGGAAAUGCUGGUGAAGGGGGCAGGCGUCGUGCCUCGUCAGGGCCAACUGCCAUCUUCAACAAUCUACGAAAACUUCUCCCCGACAUUCCCUCGCCUUCAAUCAACCGGAGUUCUCUCUCCAUCGCGUUGUCGAGCACCAGAAAGCCGGGGUCAGAUCCGACUACGGCUGCCACGACACCACCUGAGAGGAAUCGACCUUGGUGGUCCAUCAAAGACGCAUCCGAGCGAGAUCCACUAGAUACAAAACACGCAAAAGUUCUUCCCGAACAUCCGAGCUCUCCCCUGUUGCGUCAGUUGGAUGGGAAUGUCGAGUCGUUGCUAGAGCCAAAAAGUCCCCAAUCAAUCAGAAGCCUUGUUCGCUCCAACUCUGAAGGUUCCUUAUACAUUGGGAGGCGAAUAUCAGGUGUUUCAGCUUACGACGAUACCACUGCCUUUGCCGAUGUCUCCGAGAUGGUCAAUUCACGGUUCAAAGCAAUAACAGACAGCCUUCAAAAUUCUACUCUAAAGCUCCCCAAGAUGCCGACUAUGCGCCCCUCUCCAAAACGCCACCUGACCCCUGAGCAGGCACAACACUAUUCCUAUACCACCCUGAAGAACUUGCGGCUAUCAAAUAAGGCCAUUGAUGUCGAAACCCCCCAACAGAGGGCACACCCCAAGCUGGCGCACGCUCUGUCUAAACUGACUGGGGAUGUGGUCAUCUUGGGUGGAUAUCGAGGUUCGGUCCUGAGGUCUGCGAAACCACCUCACCGACAACUGUGGGUCCCCAUCAAAGUUGGCUUGAACCUACGCAAGGUUGAUCUCGAAGUCGGCUUAUCGCGAGAAGAUGAGGAAAACAUGGAGCAAACCAUUAUUCCCUCGGGAAUUUUGUCUCACAUUGGACCUAUUGAUAUUUGCAGACGAUUGUUGAAACAUCUAGAAAAGUGCCCCAACACCCGACAAAACAAACUCAGAGUGCACAAUUGGGGCUAUGACUGGCGAUUGAGUCCAGAUCUCUUGAGCAAGAGAUUGAUUACCUUCUUGGAAGGUCUGGAAUGCAACCGUGCCGACACACCCCGUCACCAACGAGGCGCGACUAUCAUCGCUCAUAGUCUUGGAGGCUUGAUUACAAGACAUGCCGUGAACCAAAGACCUGAUUUAUUUGCGGGUGUGGUUUAUGCAGGCACUCCACAGAACUGCGUCAACAUUCUCGGACCAAUGCGCAAUGGUGAUGAUGUUCUGCUCAGCUCUCGAGUCUUGACGGCUCAAGUCAACUUCACCAUCAGGACCAGCUUUGCUUUGCUACCUGACGAUGGCCAUUGUUUCAUCCAGAAGCAUACGAACGAAAAGUACCCAUUGGACUUUUUUGACCCACGAGUUUGGGAAGAGUAUCAUUUGUCUCCUUGCAUCAAGGCUCCUCUCUGUCGGAAUUCCAGUAAUGGCGAUCGCCGAAAGAGCUUGAUCGGACAAUUAUCUGACAGUCUCCCCUCUCGACCUUCGUGGCUCAAUGGACAGAUUUCUCAACCUAACGACUCCAAACCUGCAGUCGAAGGUCAGGGGUCGGUUCAAUCCGCGCAAAACGCGUUGAACGAGAAUGCAGAGGAAAUGGUUGGCCCGUCAUUGAAAUCGGCACAGAACAGCAAACCGAAUAUAGCAACCACGGUGACGAUUCCGAACGAGGCCGCCAAAGAAUAUCUGGCCAGAGUAUUGGCAGAAAUCAAGGCUUUCCGACAGCAGCUGAAAUUCAUCCCAAGCCACCAAGAAGACAAUCUAUACCCUCCACAUGGCUUUAUAUUUGGAAAGACAGUACCAACGGUGCACAGCGCACGGGUAGCAGACAUGGAAUCAAUCAAGUACGAUGAUGCAUUUGACGAUUUGGCAUUCGCAGCAGGCGACGGAGUCGUGCUCGCGAGCGCCGCGCAGUUGCCCGCGGGUUACAGAUGUGUCAAAGGUGGCAGGCAUGAAAGUGACCGAGGACACGUUGGACUAUUGGGUGAUUUGGAAACUGUGGGCGCAUGUCUGGAAGCCGUCAUUGACGCAAGACAAAAAGGUGUUGGGUUGGGCAAAAGCUUUUCUGCUGCAGGCAAUGAAUGAUCCAUUGGAUACUGUAAUCAUUGCAAGGCACGAGGGAGAGAGAGGCGAUGGUGGAGUAUCCUCACCUGUUCAAAACAACCUGUAACUGUAUGAAAUCACUAUAAAUAUAAGGUGUGGCCAG
Exophiala mesophila is the source of this 3283-nucleotide messenger RNA. RefSeq lists its product as uncharacterized. The record is from RefSeq and is a predicted model, not a curated record. Lineage: Eukaryota; Fungi; Ascomycota; Eurotiomycetes; Chaetothyriales; Herpotrichiellaceae. The transcript has a single exon. The coding region runs from base 481 to 3162 and encodes 893 amino acids. Gene Ontology annotation, molecular function: triacylglycerol lipase activity.